This is a messenger RNA of Neopelma chrysocephalum (saffron-crested tyrant-manakin), 3282 nucleotides long. RefSeq names its product DnaJ heat shock protein family (Hsp40) member B14 (gene DNAJB14). Gene Ontology annotation, cellular component: endoplasmic reticulum membrane. Gene Ontology annotation, biological process: cellular response to misfolded protein. The record is from RefSeq and is a predicted model, not a curated record. Lineage: Eukaryota; Metazoa; Chordata; Aves; Passeriformes; Pipridae. The transcript is spliced from 8 exons. The coding region runs from base 178 to 1320 and encodes 380 amino acids. Gene Ontology annotation, molecular function: Hsp70 protein binding.
CCGGGGCUGCGGCAGCGGCGGGAUGAGCCCUGCGGAGCGAGGGAGCCCCGCGGAGUGAGGGAGCCCCGCCCGACGCCCCGCUCCGCUCGCGGGCCCUCCGCCCCGCCCGCCUCCGCUCUGGCUUCGGGCCCCUUCUCUCUGCGCUGCGGCGGGCGGAGGCGGCGGAAGGAGAAGCCCAUGGAGGGGAACCGGGACGAGGCCGAGAAGUGCAUCGGGAUCGCGCGGGAGGCGCUGGAGGCCGGGAACCGCGACCGCGCCCUCCGCUUCCUCGGCAAGGCGCAGAAACUCUACCCGACCGAGACGGCCCGAGUUUUGUUGGAAGCUAUUAUGAAGAAUGGAAGUACUGCUGGGGGAGGCGCUUACUGCCGAAAACCAGCCAGUAGCAGUGAUCAAAGUAAGCCCAAUAGCACGAAGGAGAGCAAUGCAUCUGCUACAGGUGAAAGUGGAAAAGGCUACACCAAAGACCAAAUGGAAGGAGUUUUAAGUAUAAAGAAAUGUAAAAAUUACUAUGAAGUCCUUGGGGUGUCAAAGGAUGCAGGUGAAGAAGACCUAAAGAAGGCUUAUAGAAAACUUGCUUUGAAAUUCCACCCAGACAAAAACCAUGCACCUGGAGCAACAGAGGCUUUUAAAAAAAUCGGAAAUGCAUAUGCUGUGCUGAGUAAUCCAGAAAAACGAAAGCAGUAUGACUUUACAGGGAGUGAAGAGCAAACAUGCAAUCACCCUAGCAACGGUAGAUUCAACUUCCAUAGAGGUUGUGAGGCUGAUAUUACUCCGGAGGAUCUGUUCAACAUGUUUUUUGGAGGGGCCUUUCCAACAGGUAGCGUACAUUCAUUUUCUAAUGGUCGUGCUGGCUACAGUCAUCCUAAUCAGCACCGUCAGAGUGGACAUGAGAGAGAGGAAGAGAGGGGUGAUGGAGGCUUCUCUAUGGUCAUCCAGCUGAUGCCUAUUAUUGUGUUGAUCUUUGUCUCCUUGUUGAGCCAGUUGAUGGUAUCUAACCCUCCUUACGCCUUAUACCCAAGAUCAAGUACAGGGCAGGUCAUAAAAAUGCAGACAGAAAACUUGGGUGUCAUUUACUAUGUCAACAAGGACUUCAGAAAUGAAUACAAAGGAGUGUCAUUACAGAAAGUGGAAAAGAGUGUGGAAGAGGAUUAUGUGUCCAACAUUCGCAAUAACUGUUGGAAGGAGAGACAACAAAAAACAGACUUACUUUAUGCAGCAAAAGUAUAUCGAGACGACCGUCUCCGAAAGAAGGCAGAGUCCAUGUCCAUGGAGAACUGCAAAGAACUAGAACGGCUGACCAGCCUCUAUCGAGGAGGAUGAGCUACAGUUGUACACUACAUCUUUAUGUAUGCUGUUAUCUCUCUUGUAAAUUAAGAAGAGAUUUAGUUUCACCAUGAAUGCUGCUGGAAAAGAAGGGUGGAUGUAAACCUCUACUGUGUAGCUGUUUCCAGAAACCUUAUGCUGAAAUAUUAUUUAAUGGCUUCUUUACCUACUGUGAAAUAUAGGUAACUUUAAUUGUCUAGAUUUUACUUCAAAGCUUCUGUGAAUUCUUUCAGCAGAGAGAAUAGCUCAGAAAGGAUGCUGUACUUGUAGAGACUUAGUCAUAGUGGUUCUCCUCUAACAUAUUUGCCAUGUAAAUAUCUGUGGAAAGAACACUUUGUGUAUAUACGAGUUAAAUGACUUUCUAUUUAAAAUCUCAGAAAUUUAGUUCCAUACUACAUUUUGUCUCACUGAUGGAAUAAAUAGUAUGAUUACAUUACUCCUAUUCAGAUGUCAAGUGUGUGGAGUUGAAACAAUAAUUUUUAAUAUUUUAUCUCUAACUCUAUAUAAAAUCUUCUAGGUUUGCCAGCUUAGAGGAACUUGGUAUUUUUAAAUAUAAUGGCAUAUAUUCCUAAAUAUCUGUUGGGGUAUAUUGAUCUGGUGUAGAGUAGCAGUCUAGCUGUUGUAGUUUUUUAGCAUUUCUAAGCAAUGCUGAGAAAACUUCAGAAUGACACUAAUCUCUUUUCAAAGUAAAUAUUUGCAAAUGCUGUACAGACCAUUGUAAACAUUGCUUUUAGUACUUGCAACAGUUUACAGCUGCUCUACCAUUUGGUAUUCCAGUAGUAGUAAAUCCAUACGUAUGGUUAAUAUGCAUCCAUAGCUUCCUUAAUUUUCACUGGAAAGGCAGAGAAAAACAUGCAAAAGUAAAAUCUUAAAACUAUAUUAAAAAAAUACCUAUUUUUUUUCCUGGAAGGCUUCCAUUUUUUUACUGCAUUUUUAUUUCAAGCUAGGUCCCAACACUAAUUCCUCAAUGGGCACUGCAAGUGGAACAGGGAAAUUUUGCUAAGGACAAGGUAUGUGCCUUUCAACCCUUUUGCCAACUAUUUAAAUGCUUUGCUACUUUGCAGUGUGCCCCUAUGGCCAGAGCUCUGUCACUGGUCCCAAGGCAGAAGAGGCCUACCAGGGAAUGCAUUUUUUGGGACCAGAAUGUUGCUGGACUGACUUCCUAGAAAUGAGCAAACCUACUGUUUGGCUCCUACACACAAGAUCAUGUAACUCAGUGGCAUGUAAGUGGAAACUAUAUGUUGCCACACCUGCUGAUGCAAAGAGGUGUUCUAAAGCAGCUGAGUACAAUGUACUUAAAGUUUAUCAAAGUGUGUUGAAAAUGUUUUUAGGUUCAGUAGCUGAUGUUUUUUACAUUUUAACAGUGUUAUGCAGGGGAAUGUUUCUUGUAUUUGAGAAUGCCAGAUAGCUCAUAAUAUGGGCAGUGUUUUUUGUUUGAGAAAACUGCUAUCUUUGAACAAUGCUGUAAGUUUAUGUGGAGCCAAAUUUUCCUCCAAAACUGGAAGUUUAAAUACUUUGACUUACUUCAUUGCAACUCCUCCUGAUCUAGAGCAGGAUAUGACUUUGCAGAUAUGCUAAAUGUGAUUGCUCUAAGUGACCCAGAAAUCAUUUUGCAUAUAUCCCUUUUCUAAACUGUCCCAGCGGAAAUGUCUUCUUUUGAAUUGGUAUAACAUGAGACUAGCUGCAGGCUUUUAACUAAGCAGCUAAACCAGCAUUUAAGGUGGACACCAUAGCCUGAGGCACAAAGCAGAACUAAAAGUUGCAGAAACAACAACAAAAAAGGGUUGCUGUACUGGAUGUCCUCUCUAAGACUAUAGUAAAAGGAUGCAGAAGUAAUGCAAAGGCAUCCAAAUGUUUGAAAUAUGCAAUAGAAAUUUAUGGAGAAAACAUGAUUCCCUGGAUUUUGUAACUGUCCAGAAUGUAUUGUAAUUAUACUAAUGAAAACAAACUAUCAAAGUA